Molecule: messenger RNA, 2847 nt
Organism: Monoraphidium neglectum
Lineage: Eukaryota; Viridiplantae; Chlorophyta; Chlorophyceae; Sphaeropleales; Selenastraceae
Product: cell division protease FtsH
Exons: 19
Coding region: 1-2847 (948 amino acids)
Biological process (GO): proteolysis
Cellular component (GO): chloroplast thylakoid
Molecular function (GO): ATP hydrolysis activity; ATP binding; metalloendopeptidase activity
Source: RefSeq, a predicted model, not a curated record
AUGCCAUCACUCCUGAAACAACGCCCGCCCCCUCUUCACAGGCAGUACCCCUACUUCAAGGAGCAGGACACUCACAACCCCAUGGGCAUAUUGGUGCCGGCCCCGGACGCACCAGAGGACCCCAGCCGCUGGCUCUCGCCUGAGCUGCCUGAGUGGUGCAUGGAGAAGUACCGCUUCUACCUGGACCUGCCCGGUGACUUUUGGGAGGGCGGCCAGCUCAUGAGGUACCUGCGGGAGAGGGAGGUCCCUGUCGUGUGGGACCAGGAGUCCAAGGCAUACGUGAUGCCCUGGAGCGGGUUCACCCGGCUGGGGGAGGUCAGGACGGAGCUGCAGGUCAUGGACCCGGGGGAAAAUUGGGCGUUCCUGUCGUGGCUGCUGGACGACAGGAAGCUCCGCUUCUUUGAGCAGGCAGCGGCCUUUGCGCUUUUCGUCAGGGGCUGCUCCAUAGCCAUCAACAUCAUCAGCUCCACCAAAUUCGUGAAGUUCAUUGCCAAGAAGCGCGCCAAAAAGAACCGCAAGCAGAACAUGUGGGAGCGGCUCACCAAGGCCCCGGCCCGCGAGUUCAUGACGCGCGACGCCAAGACCGGCCAGCUGCGCGACACGGGGGUCCGCUUCCAGGACAUCGCCGGCAUGCCUGGCCUGGUGUUUGAGAUGCGUGAGGUGGUGAAGAUGCUGCUGGGGGACGACGCCUACAAGAGGGUCGGGGCGAGGGUGCCCAGGGGCAUCAUCUUCCAGGGGCCGCCCGGCACCGGCAAGACGUACCUGGCGCGCGCCAUUGCGGGCGAGGCGGGCGUGACAUUCCUGUCCGCUGUGGGGUCGGAGUUUGUCGAGAUGUACGCGGGGGUGGCGGCGGCGCGCGUCAACAGCCUCUACCACUCCGCACGCAAGAAGGCCCCCUGCAUCAUCUUCAUCGACGAGAUCGACGCCAUCGGGCGCUCCCGCUCCACCCUCGGCGCGGACCCCGGCUCCAUGGAGCGCGAGAGCGCGCUGCUCGCCAUGCUGGUCGCCAUGGAUGGCAUCCACGGCAAUCUGGAGCAGGUCCUGACCAUCGGGGCCACCAACCUGGCCCAGGAGCUGGACCAGGCGCUGCUCAGGCCGGGGCGCUUCGAGGUGGUCUACGAGAUUCCCACCCCCGGGCCCACCGCGCGCAUGGAGAUCCUCAAGAUACACAGCAGGAACAAGCCGCUGGAGGGUGACGCCAUGCUGACGCGCGUGGCGGAGGUGACCCAGGGCUGGAGCGCCGCCGCCCUGGCCAACCUCAUGAACGAGGCCGCGAUCCUGACGGUGCGCCGCGGCGUCGAGAAGAUCACCCUGCCCAUGGUGCUGGAGGUCAUCGAGGCGCAGGAGUGGGGGCCGGGGGCGCCCAAGAUCCCGCCGUCCGAGGCCAAGGACAGGCUGGCUCUGGUGACUGCGGCCAAGGCUGUGGCACUGGCGCUGACGCCUGGGGUUGAGCCCAUCAAGUUCGUCACAAUGUGGAGCCGCAGGAAGGGCCAGGGCCCCUUUGUCGAGUUCAUCCAAAGCGAGGAGAGCCUGGACCCCAACUGGCACCCAGAGGAGAUUGAGGCGAUGGACUGGAAGACGAACUUCAAGGUCAACGCGGCCGUGGUGGGGGACGAGCCCCUAGGAGAGUGGUUCCACGUGGCCGGCCUCCUGCUGCCCCUCUACGCACCCCGCGCCUUUGAGACCGAUACCUGGGGCCCCGACGCCGCGUCACUUGCGACGGCGGCGCCCAUCGCGGACGCGUUUGAGCUGGCGUACUACUGCGUGCGCAACAGCCAGCUGCACCCGCGGUUCAGGUCGCUGCCGCCGCUGCACACGUACGUGUACCUGGGGGAGGACGCCAACUGGGUCAACCAGAGGGACUCCCUGGCGCCAGGGCUGGACGAGGAGCUCGGGUACCACAAGCUGACCCUCACGCUGCUCAAGGCUGCCUGGGAGCGCACCCGCAAGCUGGUGCAAGAGCGGCGCCCUGCCAUCGAGCUGGUGGCCAAGGAGAUGGUGGCGGCGCCAGACGAACGGCUGAGCGGGACGCGGCUGGUCGAGAUCAUUGAGACCACCCCCCUGGGCCCCUGUGACAUCAAUAUUGACAGCGACUUCAUGCCCAUCCUGUCAGAAGUCCUGGGCCGCCGCAUGCCAGAGGUCAUGGCUCGCGCGGAGGAGCUCACACGGCAGCAGCAGGAGCAGCAGCAGCACGAGGAGGGUCAGGCUGGUGCACGCGAGGCACAGGCGCCAGGAGAUGAGCAAUACCAGGAGGGGCAGGAGGAGGGUCCCUCCAGAGAGGCGCUCGAGGGGCAGGAGGGAGCGGCGGCUGCUCCUGCGGGGGAUCGCCUCAAGCUUGACGCCGCCACGCUGCGCCUGGUGUCCAAGGCUGUCAUGGGGCGGCUGGAUGUGGUGGACCUGGUGGGGCGCAACACAGCAGAGGAGCUGGCAGAGAGGGUGGUGGACACCCUGCUGCACCCCGAGACCGUCGAGCGCAUCCGCGCCGUGCGCCAGUUUGUGGAGGCGCCCUCGCUCGACCCCUCGGACUCCCCCUUCCCACCGGCGCCCCCCCUGGACGACGUUCCAGGGCCGCUGUACGGCGCACUGCACCUGAACCUCGACUGGUGGCGGCAGCGGCGCGUCGACGUGUUUGGCGGUGGCGCGGCGGAGCUGCUCAUGACAGAGCGGCAGCUGCAGUACUACCGGCGGGACAUGGACGUGUCGGCCUGGGAGGACACCGCAGAAGGCAUGAAGGCAGCGGCGGCUGCAAAACAGGACAAGGGGAAUGUCCAGCAGCAGCAGCAGGACCAGGAGCAGGAGCAGGAGCAGGAGCAGGAGCAGCGGCCGAGCCUAGAGGAGGGCACAUAG